Messenger RNA from Uloborus diversus, 2059 nucleotides. Its product is annotated as 2-aminomuconic semialdehyde dehydrogenase-like. The record is from RefSeq and is a predicted model, not a curated record. Lineage: Eukaryota; Metazoa; Arthropoda; Arachnida; Araneae; Uloboridae. Bases 22 to 1491 code for a protein of 489 amino acids. The transcript is spliced from 10 exons. Gene Ontology annotation, molecular function: oxidoreductase activity, acting on the aldehyde or oxo group of donors, NAD or NADP as acceptor.
GGUCAAGCGAGUGUUGCUGCGAUGGUGAUAGUAAUUAGUAAUUUUAUUGACGGUCGGUUCGUGCCUUGUGACAACCAUAUUGAAAGUUACAAUCCGGCAACCGGACAGAUAUUUGCGAAAGUGCCGGAUAGUGAUGAAACGGACGUAGCUGCAGCAGUCAAAGCAGCGAGAAAUGCUUUUCAAAAGUGGUCAGCAAAGGGUUUCGAGGAACGUUCUAAACUGCUUCACAAAGUUGCGGACAUUUUAGAAUCCAGAGCCAAAGAAUUCGCUAUCGCAGAAUCUCAAGAUCAAGGAAAAGCUCUAUGGCUAUCGGAAACAGUUGAAAUUCCAAGAGCUGUUUUGAACUUCCGACAUUUUGCCAAUACAAUUCUGUGCGAUAAAGAUACGUGCAUCAACCAGCCACAAGAUGGCGUUCUUAACUACACAGUGCGUGCACCCUGUGGAGUGGCAGCUAUCAUCGUUCCAUGGAAUCUUCCUCUGUACCUGCUGACAUUCAAGUUGGCCCCCGCUCUGGCUUAUGGCAACACAGUGGUUGCGAAGCCCAGCGAGUUCACCUCAGUCACGGCUUGGAUGCUGUGUUCGGUCAUUAAAGAAGCAGGCAUUCCUGACGGAGUUGUGAACAUGGUGUUCGGCUACGGUCAUAAAGCGGGAGAGGCCCUCGUUACCCACCCCCUAGUCCCCAUCAUUUCUUUCACGGGCAGUGACAGAGCUGGUCUGCAUAUAGCUUCUAUUGCUGGAAAAUUUGCGAAGAAAAUAUCCUUGGAAAUGGGAGGCAAAAAUGCUGCUAUUGUCUUUUCUGACGCAGAUUUGGACAAAUGUAUUCCAACUUUAAUACGAGGCAGCUUUCUAAACCAAGGUCAAGUAUGCCUAAGUACGAGCAGAAUUUAUGUCGAAAAAUCUAUAUUUGAUACCUUUGUUGAGAAGUUCUUAGCAGAAGUGAAAAAAAUCAAAGUUGGUGAACCUUUAAGCGAAGGUGUCUGGAUGGGUCCCGUAUGCAGCAAGAUUCAUUUUGAGAAGAUCAAAAUGUACCUGAAGAUAGCCGAGGAGGAAGGCGCACAUUUUCUGACCGAUGGGCAACAUCUCCAGCUACCAGACAAAAAUAAACAAGGUUAUUUUAUCGGUCCUACCGUCCUCAGUGGCUUGCCCGACACAUGUCGUUGCAUGCAAGAAGAAAUAUUCGGACCUGUCACCUGCCUUUCGACUUUUCAAGAUGAAAAGGAAGUCAUAGAUCGAGCCAACAACGUCAACUACGGACUGAGCGCCAGUCUGUGGUCACGAGAUAUUGAGCGGAUCCAUUCUAUCGCACCUAAACUAGAGGUUGGCACUGUCUGGUGCAACUGUUGGUUGGUGAGAAAUCUGCACAUGCCAUUUGGUGGGACAAAGAUGUCAGGUGUUGGAAGAGAAGGAACGGAAGACUCCAGAGAAUUUUACACAAACAAGAAAACAAUUUGCGUGAAAUAUAAAACAACAACUAGCAAUCCAUUUUUGUAAGGAAGAAGUAAACAGGACAGGAGAGUGAUCGACAGCCUUCUUUUGAACGUGGCGAGCACAAGAUGAAGCAAAAGGAACAAAUAAAUAUGAAAACUGAAGUUCAAAACACGAAGCGAAAUAUGUUUUUAAAUCUUGGAACAUGAUUUUUAACAGAAUAAAAUGAAAUACACAAAAAAUUAAUCUAAUCAUAAAAGUUUUUAAGGAAAUGCACACCUUUAGGAGUUUUUUUUCCCCCUUCCUGAGUUGGCUACCAAGAAGUAUUGUUCCAAAAUGGUUAUACAAAAUUUUAAUGUGGAUUUUACAAUGACAAAUCCCACUAUUUGAAGUAUGCUUUAUUCUGUUCAAUAAAAACGCUUUUAAAGUUUACUCGUAUUGUAUAUUUGAUGAGACAUCAAAUAUUGAGAAAAAAAAUUUAAGGAGUGAAGUAAAUGCGAUAAUGAACUUGUACCAGUGGUGGUGAAAUCUGUCAACAGCGCAUCCAAUCUUGCUUCGUCACCAAAACUUGAAAACUUGUGAAGCUUGAACUAGUGAUUCAACGAAUAGUGUUUUGACUUAUUACCGAACAUUC